AUGGCGGAGCAUCAGAGUGAGACUAAGAGAGUUUGUGUUAUUGGAGCAGGAGGUUUCAUUGCCUCAUGCCUUGUGAAGCUUCUCCUCUCCAAGGGCUAUGUGGUCCACGACACCCUCAGAGAUCCGAGCAAUGAAAAGAAUGCCCAUUUGAAGAGGUUGGAAAAGGCAACAGAGAACUUGCGACGCUUUAAGGCAGAUUUGCUUGACUAUGAUGCUAUUGAGGCAGCCAUUUCUAGUUGUGAAGGAGUCUUCCAUGUUGCUAGUCCUGUUGUAUUAAGUGGAAUUACAAAUCCGGAGGUGGAACUAAUAAGCCUUGUUGUUGUCGGUACAAAAAAUGUUCUCAAAGCAUGCUCGACAAAUGUGAAAAGAGUUGUGGUUGUUUCAUCUAUUACAGCCGUAAUAUUUAAUCCUCAUUGGCCGCAAGGUACUGUACUGGAUGAGAACUGCUGGUCAGAUGAAGAGUUUUGUAGGGCUACAACG
Molecule: messenger RNA, 480 nt
Organism: Phalaenopsis equestris
Lineage: Eukaryota; Viridiplantae; Streptophyta; Magnoliopsida; Asparagales; Orchidaceae
Product: cinnamoyl-CoA reductase 1-like
Biological process (GO): steroid biosynthetic process
Molecular function (GO): 3-beta-hydroxy-Delta5-steroid dehydrogenase (NAD+) activity
Source: RefSeq, a predicted model, not a curated record